Molecule: messenger RNA, 3905 nt
Organism: Acanthopagrus latus (yellowfin seabream)
Lineage: Eukaryota; Metazoa; Chordata; Actinopteri; Spariformes; Sparidae
Gene: klhl8
Product: kelch-like family member 8
Exons: 12
Coding region: 164-2008 (614 amino acids)
Molecular function (GO): protein binding
Source: RefSeq, a predicted model, not a curated record
UCCCCUUCACUAACUGUGGACGUGUGGUUGAUGUUCCAGGGUUUUAUUUCAUUUUGUUUGUCUCUUGUUAUGCCUGAUGUUUGGACAAACUUCGCUGGGAUGAGAAUUAAUAUUUCUUGGGAUCGCACCCUAAAUCCGUGGGUGUUGUUUUCUGUAGCCAGCUAUGGCACCCGGGGAUGUGGUGCCAGACCAUGCGAAGCAGCUGAAGUCCAAGGAGAAGCGACCUGGAAACAGGACCUCGAAAGCAGACUGUGAGCCUGACGGGUCCUUUGUCUUUGAGGCUCAUGAGGCUUGGAAGGACUUCCAUAACUCCCUCAGGCAUUUCUAUGAAGUAGGAGAGCUCUGUGACGUCACACUAAAGGUUGGCAGUAGGUUGAUACCAUGUCACAAGCUAGUGCUGGCUUGUGUGAUACCGUACUUCAGGGCCAUGUUCCUCUCAGAGAUGUCUGAGGCUAAGCAGGAACUGAUCGAGAUCAAGGACUUCGAUGGUGAUGCCAUUCAGGACCUGGUGCAUUUCGCCUACUCCUCAAAGCUCACAUUAACUGUUGACAAUGUCCAGCCGCUGCUUUAUGCUGCCUGCAUCCUCCAGGUGGAAUUGGUGGCGAGAGCCUGCUGUGAGUACAUGAAGGCCCACUUUCAUCCGACCAACUGCCUGGCAGUUCGUACCUUCGCCGAGAGCCACAACCGCGUGGACCUGAUGGACAUGGCCGACCGCUAUGCCUGCGAACACUUCACUGAGGUAGUGGAAUGUGAGGACUUUACAUGCGUCUCUCCGCAGCACUUGCGCACUUUAUUGUCCUCGAGUGAGCUCAACAUCCACUCAGAGACACAAGUGUACAAUGCAGCAGUGAAAUGGCUGAAAGCAAACCCACAGCACCACGAGGCCUGGCUGGACCAGAUCAUGUCUCAGGUGCGCCUCCCUCUUCUCCCUGUCGAGUUCUUGACUGGAACAGUGGCCAAGGAGGAAAUGAUCAAAGGUAACCUGAGUUGUCGCGACCUCAUGGAUGAAGCCAGGAACUACCACUUGCACCUCAGCAACAAGGUGGUGCUGGACUUUGAGUAUUCAGUCCGCACGAUACCCCGGAAACACACAGCAGGUGUUUUGUUCUGUGUGGGCGGCCGGGGGGGUUCUGGUGACCCAUUUCGCAGCAUCGAGUGCUACUCCAUCACUAAGAACAGCUGGUUCUUUGGCCCUGAAAUGAACAGCAGGCGGCGACACGUGGGCGUAAUAUCUGUAGGAGGUAAGGUUUAUGCUGUUGGGGGCCAUGAUGGUAACGAACAUUUAGGCAACAUGGAGAUGUUUGACCCCCUCACCAACAAGUGGAUGAUGAAGGCCUCCAUGAACACAAAGAGGAGGGGUAUAGCCCUGGCAGCUCUUGGCGGUCCUAUCUAUGCCAUCGGAGGUCUGGAUGACAACUCCUGCUUCAACGACGUGGAGCGCUACGAUAUCGAAAGUGACAGCUGGAGCGCUGUGGCUCCGAUGAACACACCCAGAGGAGGAGUGGGAUCUGUGGCACUGGGGAGUUAUGUGUAUGCCGUGGGAGGCAAUGAUGGCGUGGCUUCACUGUCCAGUGUGGAGCGGUUUAACCCACACCUCAACAAGUGGACGGAGGUCAGCGAGAUGGGCCAACGACGGGCUGGAAAUGGAGUCAGCAAACUCAAUGGCUGCCUCUACGUCGUGGGUGGCUUUGAUGACAAUUCACCCCUGAGCUCUGUAGAGCGCUUUGACCCACGAAUGCACCGCUGGGAGUACGUGUCAGAGCUCACCACUCCUCGCGGGGGAGUCGGGGUGGCAACUGUGAUGGGACGAGUGUACGCAGUCGGGGGUCACAAUGGGAACAUCUACCUGAACACUGUGGAGGCUUUUGAGCCCCGAAUGAACAGAUGGGAGCUGGUGGGUUCGGUGUCUCACUGCCGUGCCGGAGCCGGAGUGGCCGUCUGUUCGUCUCACGUCAGCCAGAUCAGGGAUGUCGGCCAGGGCUCCAGCAACGUGGCCAACUGCAUGUGAGCGCCAACCUACUUAUCACCAGGUGACCGACUGCCAGGUCACCAUCGGAUCUGAUCUGAUCACUGCACAAGCACACGACACAAAGCACACAGACAGUGAUGGAAGGAUUUCGCCCCCCCCUGCAACUUCAGUACUGUCGCCACUGUCUGAACAUCAGCCUGGAACAUUUCAUGGAUGUUCAGUUUGCACACAGUGAUUGAGGAACAUUAGGGAGGUUUUAUUGACUUGAAGUGCACAUCUGACAAAUCUGAAGUCUUCUCUGACAUCAUGACACGUUCAAGACUUGACUCCUGCUGGUGUUAUUCGCAAUCAGUGAUGUAGUUAUUUGUACUGUAUUUUCUUCUGUUUGACUGCCUUGCCACAGUUUUGACUUUCUUUUAAUUUUUAAGGGAAAAUGGUAGCUGAGCCUUGUAUUUAAUACUAGAGACUGAGAGGUGAGUCUGGGUUCCAGUGCACAUUAUGAACAGGGACUUUAUAGUGGGCCAGUAUGAAAAGUAUUUCAAAGGUCUCUUCUCUGGUUUGCUCUUUAGCUCUGCAGUUGUUUUUAUUAUCCAGAGAGAUGUGAUCAUACUGGAUUCAACACUUUGUUUUUGCAGUGCAGUGCGUGCAGUUAAAGACCAGGGUUUCCGUUCUGGUCUACGUCCUGGAAGAUUUCAGUUUCCCAAAUAAAAUGGGAGAAAUUGUCAAAACGUCUUUCUCUAGAAAUUGUGUUUUGAGAGAAUUUAUUUUGUCAGACAGUGUAACUGGACAGAUUUAAAUAUGCCAGAUUUCAGAACUUUAAGUCCAAAUAAUGGAAACCCUGGUCAAAACAAAAGAUUUUCUGAAAUAUAAAAUCUGAAAUAUGAUGUCAGUAUGUCAGAUACAUUUCUAAGAUUCCUGUAAGUUCAUGCCAGGUUAAGCUUCCGUUCAAGCAGUCCGUCUUUGUUCCCCUCUGCAGUAAGCUGGAUCGUACCCCCAGCUGCUCUACUUUAAGAGAUUUGCCUGUAAUGUGUUCGAACAAUCAUUUUUAGGGCUGAUUGAGACAAAUCAGUCACUGGUCAGGAGGUGACAGGUCCAAGGAAUUUAAUCACUGCAAGUGCCAAACACAGAAAAAAAAAAUCUGGUUCAACCACCUGCUGAAUCCUGAGUCUCCACCUUUUACCUCGACUUCAGAAUUGAGAAGAAUUUAUACCUGAGAGUCGAGGGCUGAUCAUAGCAAUACGAUGCACCUCUCCACUUCUUCUUCUUCCUCUUCUUCUUCUUCAGUUUCACAAUAUUGUACAGAAAUCUGUUCAAACCGACAGAUUUACAAAUUGGAAAUGUUUGCAUUCGACGAUAGCUGGACUGUCAGUGCUUUCAGACGUGUGUGAGAUUGAGCCGAGGUUUGUCUCUGCAGAUGGUUUCGUUAUAUUUUAAUAUAUGGAUUUUGUAUAAUAAGAUAGGUGUAUCUUUGCUAUUAUUCUUUAAUACACUAUCUAAUCCAUUGCUGUGCACUAUUUUCCUCAAAUAGAUGUGAAGUCUUGAGUAUAUUUUUGUCCUAAAUGGAGAAUUUCAUGUUAUUCAUAUUUGAAGAUGUUUAUUUAACACUCUGCCUAUUUCUGCCCUAUCUAAGAAAACACAUUCAGUUUUUUUCAGAAUAGGCUGACAGAGUUUAAACAGAAAUGCUGAUAUACAGUUUAUACAAGAAAUACACAAGUGUUAUUGCACAGUUUGUGUCCUGCCGUUUUUAAUACUAGUGCAUAUUAACAAUAUAUUAUCAGUAUUGUUGCUGACUUUGUUAGCAAAUGACAGAUGCUGAGUCUUUUGUAAAAUUUACUGUACUUUGUGUUCCUCCUCCUCUUGACUGCUUCCAUGUUUUGCUCUUUAUUUCCAUGGUAUUGGUAUAAAUUGGUACAAUAAAGUUAAUGUGUAAAGUUCA